Messenger RNA from Sycon ciliatum, 2020 nucleotides. RefSeq names its product sushi, von Willebrand factor type A, EGF and pentraxin domain-containing protein 1-like. Lineage: Eukaryota; Metazoa; Porifera; Calcarea; Leucosolenida; Sycettidae. Gene Ontology annotation, molecular function: calcium ion binding. The transcript is spliced from 9 exons. The record is from RefSeq and is a predicted model, not a curated record. Bases 265 to 2013 code for a protein of 582 amino acids.
ACCCAUAAUGGCACCAUUACAUGUCAAGAAAACCUCCAGUGGUCAGAGGGCUACUGUGAAGGGGUGGUUUGCCGAGCAACUUUCACAGACGGGCGCAGGAGCAUCAAGCACGGAACAGUUCGCAGUUCUUACACUCAUUGGCUGCAAUUAUGGUCAUACUCUCAAGUACGUUGGAUCUGGAACUAUUCCGCUCGUGUUCCAUUUGGAGACAGUCUGACCUUUACAUGUUCAGCUGGCUAUUAUGUAACCAACUCAACAAGGCAGAUGAAGACACAAGAGACGGUGCAGUGCAGAGUUGACGGACGAUGGUCGAAACCAAUCCCAUCUUGUUCAGCUGUAGAAUGCCCUGUACCAUCUACAUCGCACUUCAAUGGAAACACAUCGCUGUUUCCACGCAAGGAGUACUACAGAUAUGCCUUUCGCAGUGGUGCCAUAAACUACGAAUGCAACCCCGGAUAUCACAUCGCUGGGCAAGAAAGCAAUGUCACAAUCAUGGGAGUGAAGUGCGAAACUAGUGGAGAAUGGUCACACAAAACAGGGGACAUUAGAUGCGAACCAAUAUCGUGUGGAAGGCCAAACAUUACCAAUGCUGUUGGGAUAGAAUAUACGAACAUCACUAUUGGAAGCAAUGCAACUGUGGAGUGCAUGUUCGGUUACUAUUGGUCACAGAGCACAUCUGAGAACACCCAGAAUGCCACCAUUACAUGUCAAGAAAACCUCCAGUGGUCAGAGGGCUACUGUGAAGACUAUAAUGAAUGUGCCAACAGCAAUCACACGUGUCAUCAGCAUGCAAACUGCACCAACACCAUAGGAUCAUUCAGCUGCACAUGCAACCCAGGAUAUGUUGGAAAUGGGCACACAAUCUGCAAUCCGAAACUGGAACUAUCAUCCGCAGAGUCCAUCAGCGCUGUCGUGAUCUUCGGAAAACCCGACUCAUCGAGCCCCUGGAAUGCUACGAAUAUCUACACAAAUAUCAACAGCAGUACCGUGAUCAGGGAGAAUGAGGAAGACGAGCCGUUUGCCUUGAUUGCAUAUCCAAAAGAGACUGCAGAGAGAAAGGUGCCAACGGUGCUCUUCCAGGAUGUAAACACGUCUGAAUCCAAAUGGGUGCGGGACGUCACAGAGACACCUCUGAACUUUGUCACAUUCCAACCUGAAAGAGAAAACGUCACCAUUCAUUUCAUCACACUGCCUUGGAAGACGUUAGAGACUGUUGAAGGUGAAGGCAUCGAGCACCGUGCUAACUAUCGUCCAUUCCAGCUGAACUGCUAUCGAAAGCCGCAUAUUUAUGCAAACUGCUCAUGGGAUGAAAGUGCACUGAACGCCAAUAACAGCUUCACCGCAUCGCUAAAUCAAGGCCGGCCAUACGAGUUCCAGCUCUUUCGCAUACACGGGAACAGCACUCUUGACAUUCUGACUGGACCCGAAAGCAACAGUUCCAACAGUGAUGAUGCACAACGGAGGCCACGAAACAAGAGAGAUAAUUCCGUCAUGGACGAUGUCAUUGCGGCGGAUGGUCACACACUGCCAGUUCCCCUGGUCGUUCCUUUGGCAGAAAUACAUUGCCCUGUUCCAGGGCAGACUGCUGGAUUAAUAGUGAUCAACCGUGGAACUACUGUUCUCCCCGGAAUAGUAGUAAAUGUAGAAUGUGAUGCUGGUUACUACAUUACCGGUCAAUCACAAUCUACCACACAGAAGCAUAUCACUUGUGGAAAUGGCGGUCAAUGGACACCAUCUGUGCCAUCUUGUUCACCAAUCAGAUGUCCCGCUCUACCUCCCAUAUACAACGUUGAAUCGGAUAACAUUACUAUAAGCAGCAACAUCGAUCACUCCUUCAAAGGCUCAACGCUGCAAAUCACAGUGGGUAGGUAUCUGGACAUCGUCAAUUUUCACUGCAAGAGUGAGCCUUUCCCUGAGGACUACGACCCAAGGACUGGCUUGUCGGUAGAGUGCGGGGAAAACGGCACAUGGUCAUCCCAGAAUUUGAGUUGCAUUGGAGGUAAGGAUGUGUAGCCCCCCC